AUGGAUGCCAACUACACCGAAUCGCUGUUAGCCGACGACCAAAAGGCCCACUUUCGAACAUUUCCAAACGGGACGACUAUUUGCUGUUUACGUGCUUUCGAUGGUGCGCCCAGAGACGCGCUCGUUCGCUUUGAAUAUCUCGGCAAAGGCGCCGCCAAUGUCGUUUUUAAAAUUCACCGAUGGGAGUACGACUAUACACACGCAGGAACCUUUCUCUUUCUCUCUGUCCGUGAUCAGAAAGAUGGCCUCGCUGCGGCAGGAAUUCCAAGUGAGAUGGUUGCCAACCAAGUGCUCCGAGUUGCCAGAGGCAGGCCCAAGCAUUUAAACUGUGACGACAUCGUCUCUGGCUUUGAGGAAUCCGUUGAACCGAUCUUUGCGCCCGGGAUACUAAAGGCCCUUGAGAUCGACGAAACGUUCGAAGGCGCAGUCAAGCUACGCCAAGCUGAGAUCCAGCUAGGUGACGACUUCAGAAAGCAUCUCAUGGACCUCAAACGUGUAGCGCUCUUUCCAGGUACCUUGGCUUAUCUCGCUAGCCUGACCGAACGAAAUACGGUCACUAUGGGACGUUUUAAAAGCGAACAAUUCUUGGCGCUAAGAAAUAUGGGCAUCCUCCUCCCUGACAUGUCGCCCGUCUCAGGCGUCUCGAUCACCCUGGAAAUCAAGCCUAAAUGGCUUAUACAGUCUCCUUCAGCACCUAAAGACGCCGUCCGUUGCCGAACUUGUGCCAUGCAGGUCGCUAUACCGAAGGGCAGAGAGAACUACAUUUGCCCGCUCCGUCUGGUCCAUGGUAGUGCAGCCGAUCUCAGCUCAUGGGCUCGUGACAUAGUAGCAAGUCAAUUUGGCGAUGUCGCCGAUGUCCUGCGUGACCCGCAAAAAGAGCAACUGGUCUCCUCGAUGGUUAGACGACUGAUCGACUAUCUCACUACGGGCGACGGUUUGCUUCUCCUACUGCACAUGCAGUUUUUACAGGGCAGGCUUGAUCCCCAAGGCAUUAUCGUCCAAGAGCAAAUGCAACUACGCUUUGUUUUCGAUCACAAUUUGCGACUGGCCAUGACACUACGGGACUGUUCGCUAUUCAUCCUGAUACCUUACGCUGCCGAGUCCCCGAUUACAUCCAAGCUUGGCGAUUUGGACUUCAAGUCGGAGAAGAAAUUCGAUGACUGGAGGGAGAAAGAGGAGAUGCUAUUAAAGGGUGACAUGUACACAAAGACAGCAGAUGGGCCGGACUGCUGGCUUCUACGGGUUUAG
This is a messenger RNA of Cucurbitaria berberidis CBS 394.84, 1248 nucleotides long. RefSeq lists its product as uncharacterized. The record is from RefSeq and is a predicted model, not a curated record. Bases 1 to 1248 code for a protein of 415 amino acids. The transcript has a single exon. Gene Ontology annotation, cellular component: nucleus. Lineage: Eukaryota; Fungi; Ascomycota; Dothideomycetes; Pleosporales; Cucurbitariaceae. Gene Ontology annotation, molecular function: ATP binding; inositol-1,3,4,5,6-pentakisphosphate 2-kinase activity. Gene Ontology annotation, biological process: inositol phosphate biosynthetic process.